This is a messenger RNA of Cryptomeria japonica (Japanese cedar), 1334 nucleotides long. RefSeq lists its product as uncharacterized. Gene Ontology annotation, molecular function: zinc ion binding. The transcript is spliced from 3 exons. The record is from RefSeq and is a predicted model, not a curated record. Bases 327 to 1073 code for a protein of 248 amino acids. Lineage: Eukaryota; Viridiplantae; Streptophyta; Pinopsida; Cupressales; Cupressaceae.
UUGGAAAUCCAAGGAAAAGUAAGAUGACAUGUUUAUUUGACUUUAUGACUAGGCUAAUGGUAGUUGGGAGUUGCGACGAGCAGAGCAGAGGAGAGGAGAGGAGCGUCAAAAAUAAAAAUUGUAAGCGGGUAAGAUGUCAGCUUACACGGUUCUUGGAGUAGGACUAGGGGAUUUCAAACAUUGAAAUUGCGGACCUCCGCCGAACAUGGCAGGCUUGCUUUGUGGGAAUUCUAUAAUUGUACAUACUAGUUAAGCGAGCUUCAGUUAGUUGUAAGAUAUCACAAUGCGGGAUCGCAUUGACGAAUAAGAAGCAUCAAAUCAUCCUUAUGAUUAGAAUGGACAAGAGUUCUUCAAGUGUUUCAGUUAGAGUGCAAGAAGGCGUUGAGAGCUGCAGCACAGAGAGCCACGAUUAUUCGGACGCUGAAGACGAGUGCUGGCAUUCGUCUCAUACAUCAAACGGGGGAGGGGCUUCUGAUGACGAGCAGAAUGACGACGAUGAGGAGGAGGAAGAGGAGGAGGAUCCUGAGAUAGCAGAUUUAGAUCUUGAAAAGGGUCCCGAAUUGGAGGAGCUGAAAGAAGCGGGUAAUCAUCUGGGUCCCAGUGGCGUGAGAGAGAAAGGCCAAUUAGAGGUAAGUGAAAGUGGGAUUGGGGGUGAAAAGGAAUGCAGAAUAUGUCAUCUGGGUGUGGAGGCAGAGGCAGGGACAUCCAUUGUCUUAGGUUGUGCCUGCAAAGAUGAUCUGGCUGUUUCUCACAAACACUGUGCAGAGGCUUGGUUCAAAAUCAAGGGUAACAGGCUACGGAGGUUUGAGAUACACAUCAAAAGUGUAGGAAUUGUUGGAGAAGGAAAAUUUAGCCAUCAAAGGACUUGUGAAAUAUGUGGUUCGAUUGCCAGGAACGUUGUUGGCAUUGAAGAGGCAGAUUUCAUGGAUCAGUGGAAUGAGGGAAGUACUACUACAACAACUACAGAGCCCAGGAAUUUCUGGCGUGGUCAUCGCUUUCUGAACUUUUUGCUGGCAUGCAUGAUUUUGGCCUUUGUAAUUUCUUGGUUUUUCCAUUUCAAUAUCCCCUCCUGAUUUUGGUUAAGCAUAUUUCUCAGAUCUUGAAAUUUUACAAGGAAACUGAAAUGAAAUCCCUCGAUACUGCUUACCAUUUAUAGUGUACAGGCAUGAGAAAAAUUGAAAAUAACAAUUCAGUAUCUGAUGAUUAUAUUUUUUUAUCAGAAAAAUUCUGACCCAAUAAGCUGUAUUUAAUAAGUAAAAUCAGUGCUGCAGGGCCAAUAAUUAAUUUUAAUUAGUAUUAUUUAACAGAGACAAUUUACUCGGGCUGUUGCAAAA